UCCUGCAGCCUGCCGCAUCGACUGGCAAGUCACAUGCAGACACUGGUGGUCAAGUGCCUGACGAUGACAGCACUCCGCUAGGGAGGCUGUCCUCCCUCGAUCAUCUCGACCAUCGCAUGCUGCACGAGGAGCAGCAGGCGGCUCAGCCGUCGACAUGCAGUGACGAUGACGACGACGACUGCGUGUACGUGACCCCGAAGCAGGUGGUCCCCUCGUGGGAGGUGCUGAGAGCGAAUCUCAAGCUGCUGGCGGAUGUGAAGGAGGGAGACAAGCUCGUCAUCGCCGGCGACACCGUCCGCAUCGAUUCAGCUGGGAUGUUCGGGAGCGUCACGCGGUGGCUCUCGUCGCAAGGAAGGACGCAGACGCUCGCAUGGCUCUCAAGGUUUGCCAGCGACCUCUCGCGCUUCCAGUCGCUCUUACAAGCGGGUGUGGGGGUCUCGACCGACAACUUUGCAGAGACCAAGUUCCACAGCAGGACGCGCGAUGAGGUAGUGAACGACCUUCGCAAGGAGCUCACUCCGUGUAUCGACGGGCUGAAGAGACUGAGGAACACCUACAACGAGGACCGAUGGGCUGUGCAGAGGCUCGACAAAGUGAUCUCAGAUCUGUCGCAGCUCCAGUACGAGAUGCACCGUGCCAGAGGCGACAUCGUCGCCAUGAAUCAAGGUCCGAUGAUGAGGAUCAAGGGUGGAGGGCGAGAAGGAGCAUCGGGGAAGAGAGAAAUGCAGGGAGAGGCAGAAGGCAGCAAAGCGAAGAAGGCAAAGACAGCUGGGGGCUUCUUCUACGUGAAUCGCAAGCCUCCUCCUCACUAUGGCACGAAACCCAUCCCGACCGGGGACCCCGACUGUCUCAAAGGGAUGCAGUUCGUGAUAUCGGGGGUGCUGGACUCGCUGGAGCGAGAGGAGGCUGCGCAUCUGAUCCAAACUCAUGGGGGGAAGGUCGUGUCGGCGGUCAGCGGGAAGGUCACCCAUGCGCUAGUAGGGGAGGAGGCGGGAGAGACGAAGAUGAAGAAAAUCCGGGAGAUGGGAACGAUCAAGACUUUGACGGAAGACGAGCUCUUGAACCUGAUCAGCAGCUCUCGCAAAGGGCACACCAACCAGGUCAAGUUGAUCACCAACUGGUUGAAGGGAUUCCUCCCAGAGAGCAAGGGCUCGAACCAAGACGGGAAGCAGCAGAAUAUCAUCCUCAUGACAGGCCCUCCGGGUCUUGGAAAGACGACGAUCGCCCACGUCCUGGCCAAUUUCCUUGGCUUCGAGAUCGUCGAGAUUAACGCCUCCGAUGAUCGCAGCGCAGACGAGAUCGACCAGGUGCUGGGCGGGAUGAUGGGGAAUCAGCCGAUUACGAAUUUCUUCGCUCCUCGCGGGACUGCGGUGGUGAAGAAAUCAAAGCCUCUCCUCCUGAUCAUGGACGAGGUGGACGGAAUGACGUCGGGGGAAAAGGGAGGAGUCCAGAAACUGAUACAGCUGGCGACGUCGAAGCGUGACAGGCUCCCCAUCAUCUGCAUCUGCAACGAUGAGCAUGCCAAGGCGCUGAGGAUUCGCUUCUACCAUCUCAAGGGGAGGGAGGUGCUCCCAAGGUUGAAAGAGGUCUGCCGCCUUGAGCAAUUCAAGAACGUCGAAGACUCAGCCCUCCUCACCAUCGCCGAGAUCGCCAAUGGAGACUUGAGAACCAUGAUCAACAUCCUGCAGCUGGCCAGGAGCAGCAGCGACGUCCUGACGCUGGAGAUGGUAGACCCCAGCUGGAUGGUCCGGAAGAAGUACAUGGAAAUGGGCAAGACGCAUGAGAGUCUGACGGUCUUCACGCUCGCGGACUCGUUCUUCAAGGUGUUGGGGAUGUGGGGGAGAGGAUGUGGAGAACAUGGAGAGCUAUCGAUCGCCAAACAGGCCAAACGAAACGGCGCAGAUCUGUGGAUGUUUAUCGGGCUGGAGACGUGCGUCUUCCCUGGAUACUACCUGGAAGGAAAGCUGGAAGGAAGGAUGCGGUUUCCUACCAAGUUUGCGAGGCAAAGGGCGUUCGAGCGGGACAAAAAGAUGAAAUGUUGUUCCCCUCAGAAGGUCUGGGCGCCCAACGAGGUCGGACAGCAUGCCUCCCUUCUGACAUUUGCCCCAGUCAGAAGGCAUCGGAUCCCGGAGCUUGCGGCAUGGCUAGGACAUCCCAUGGAGAUGGCGGGUACCAACCAAACCCUCAUCAGCAUUGUCGCUCCGUUUGUCGUUGACUCGAUGGACGCGCACGGGCUGAUACUCGAGGACCUCGAGUUCAUCAUGCGCAUGGACGACCAUCCUCCCAACUACAACAGGUACCUCAACUUCUCCGCCCCAAUGAAGAGCGCGGUGGAGCAGAUCUACUACGAGAGGCACGGCAAACCUGGGAAGGAGAUCGUAAGGGUUGGAGGACAGAGAAAGCGCUCAAAGGACUCGCGGCUUUCAGCGGAGGAUUCUUCGAGCCUGCGGAGCAAGCAAGAAGCUUCGCUGGAAUCGUCCAAGUCGGAGGAGGACGAGGAGGCAGGGGAGGACAACGAGGAGGAGGACAGCCUUGCCAGGCUGCGAGAAGCGAUCGCGGAGGAGACUCGCGAUCUGGGCUGA
Guillardia theta CCMP2712 is the source of this 2582-nucleotide messenger RNA. RefSeq names its product replication factor C subunit 1 (gene RFC1). The record is from RefSeq and is a predicted model, not a curated record. The transcript has 32 exons. Lineage: Eukaryota; Cryptophyceae; Pyrenomonadales; Geminigeraceae. Gene Ontology annotation, molecular function: DNA binding; ATP binding; ATP hydrolysis activity. Bases 117 to 2582 code for a protein of 821 amino acids. Gene Ontology annotation, cellular component: nucleus.